Messenger RNA from Ctenopharyngodon idella (grass carp), 6483 nucleotides. It is a transcript of the gene rbms1b, whose product is annotated as RNA-binding motif, single-stranded-interacting protein 1. The transcript has 14 exons. Gene Ontology annotation, cellular component: ribonucleoprotein complex; nucleus; cytosol. Gene Ontology annotation, molecular function: poly(U) RNA binding; poly(A) binding; mRNA 3'-UTR binding. The coding region runs from base 355 to 1548 and encodes 397 amino acids. Lineage: Eukaryota; Metazoa; Chordata; Actinopteri; Cypriniformes; Xenocyprididae. The record is from RefSeq and is a predicted model, not a curated record.
GUCCCCCCCUCCAAAGAGAGUGCAGUGGUUUCUUCCAUAGUGGGAGGUGUAGUUUUGUGGAGAAGUCACCGCAGAUCAAUGAACUGAGCGGAACAGACGGGCUGGGCAAGCCGACUACAGCGACCGUCCGUGGGAUAUAUGCUGCUCACCCUUCCGCAAGACAUAAUAUUUCUCCCCCGCGACAAUUCGGUGUUAAAGAUACGUCAAAGUGAGACUAUAUGACAGCACUGCUCGGUCUCUAUGGUUGAUAGAGCCACAAACACAACUUUACCCUCCUGGAUACACAAGAACAUACGACAUAGAAGCAUUCGGUAGAAAUUUAUUCAUCCGUCAGUGGAUAUUCGGUUGUUGAGGAUGAUUUUUGCAAAUUCUGGCCACACAGUGAGGACGUCAUAUAAUCGUAAACAGCCCCCUGUUGGCCCCUCCUCCCAUCCGAUGGCUCCGCCCAGUCCUGGAACCAACAGCAGCACCAAUCACAGCAGCAGCAGCAGCAGCACGGCCGGCUGGGAGCAGCUCAGUAAAACUAACCUCUACAUUCGUGGGUUACCGCCAACCACCACCGAUCAUGACCUGGUCAAGCUCUGUCAGCCGUAUGGAAAAAUCGUAUCAACCAAGGCCAUCUUAGACAAAACCACAAACAAAUGCAAAGGGUAUGGCUUUGUGGACUUUGACAGCCCUGCUGCUGCUCAGAAAGCCGUCAGCGCUCUGAAGACCAGCGGAGUUCAGGCUCAGAUGGCAAAGCAACAAGAGCAGGACCCCACUAACCUGUACAUAUCUAACCUGCCGCUGACCAUGGAUGAACAGGAGUUAGAGGCCAUGCUGAAGCCGUUCGGUCAGGUCGUCUCCACACGCAUCCUGCGGGACAGCAACGGCGCCAGCCGAGGGGUCGGAUUUGCCAGGAUGGAGUCAACAGAGAAAUGUGAAGCUGUCAUCUCUCACUUCAAUGGGAAAUUUCUCAAAACACCAGCUGGAGUUAUGGCCCCGUCAGAACCCUUGCUGUGCAAGUUUGCGGACGGAGGCCAGAAGAAGCGUCAGAGUCAAAAUAAAUAUGUGCAGAACGGACGAGCCUGGGCCAGAGACGGGGACAGCAGACUUGCUGGCAUGACCCUCACGUACGACCCCACCACAGCUGCUAUGCAAAAUGGAUUCUAUCCGACCGCCUACAGUAUUACAAACAGAAUGAUCACACAGACCCCCAUGUCUCCAUACAUCUCACCUAUGUCCACAUACCAGGUACAGAAUCCAUCCUGGGUCACCCAUCAGCCCUACAUCAUGCAGCAUCCGGGAGCAGUGAUAUCGCCCUCUAUAGAUCACUCCAUGUCUCUGCAGCCCACGUCCAUGAUGAGUCCUCUCACUCAGCAGAUGAGUCACCUCUCUCUGGGCAACGCAGGAACGUUUAUGCCAGCCAGUCAGGCUCUCCAGGGGCCGUAUAUCCCUCCAUACACUCACAUGCAGACCACCGCAGUCUCAGUAGAGGAGAACAGUCCACAACCUCAGGUGGAUUCGUCCAGUGAUCAUUCACCUUAUACCUAUCAGCAGGCCAAGUGAUGAAGAGGGUUGCGUGAGGUUGAGAGAGAAGGAGACGAAUGCUAAAUCAAUAACAGCUUCCUUUGAAGGACCGGCUCUACCGAUGAAUCAACAUUUUGCACAGGUUCUACGAUGAGUUCCUUGGUUUUAUAAUAAAACUACUUCAACUAUUUUGGUAUAAGUUCCAUUAGGUGCAAAUCAAGGAUUCAUUUCAUCAGAGGAUGCUAACAAAGAAAAAAAAAAAAAAAAAACACACACACACACAAAUGAAAUGGAAAGAAAAAGAAAAGUUUUAUUUUAAUAAGGAAACUGAUUAUUUUUUACCAAGGAUUGUCACAUAGAUGCAGGAACUUCAUCAUGCGACUCAAUGUGCAUGGAUAUUAUUCUUGUUUUUAUGAUUUCAGAUUAGUUUUUUUUCUCUCUCUCUCUUUUCUUUUGUACUGAAACAGAUGUUUGUUCUUAGAGAUUUGUCAGCCGGACAUCCUGAGAAAGAUGCGUUUGUGCUUGCGGUGUGAGUGUCGUUGAUGUGUUUUUCUGUUGUGUGCUUCAUCUUCGGUCUGACCGAUCUGUCCGUCUUAUACGAUUUGCCUUAAACUCUUUCCCGUACAGUAGCCGAAGAAGAGACGUCCGGCUACUGCCUUGUAAAUCAGCUGAAUAGGGCUUUUUUAGCAUUCUCGCAAAGGAAAAUUCCGCUGCGCUUGGAUUUCUGUGUUUUGCUUUUUCCGAUCUUUUAGAGUACAAACCGUUUCGAGUGAUAACAUUGAUGGAGUUUUCAUAGGAUUUAAUGUUUUUAUAAUCAGAGGCGAUGAUCCUUUGGUUGUUUGAAUGUGGUAGAAAUUCUGCUGAACGAUCACAUUUUUGAUAAUUGCCUUUUACUUUCGUUUAUAAAUCUCGGUGUUGUAGUUUAGCUUUAGAUGAACUCGUGUGGGAGGGGGAGGUGCUUUGACUCGUAUUCUAAUUUUGGGGGCGGGAGGGAGGCGUGGCCUGUCAGUCAGACCGAAUAUCGUUUGAUGCGUUCAGAGUUAAACCUCCUAAAAGAAAAAGUGACAACUUUCAGCAGCGGUUCAGCGGGCUUCUUCGGGAGAGGUGAACGUGUAGAUUUUAGUGCUCGUUUAAAGCAGGCAAACAAUUCUCGGCACUUUCAAGUUUACUUCACCAAAGACAGUCGGCAGGCGGAUCGUGCGGACGUGACGUCGUUUUCUCUGGAGGCGGGCCACGCUGAGACUUUUUAACAGACUAGAUUGCAGUUCUGGAGAAUGUGCCUUCUUUGUACAUAUGCAUUCAGCUGUCUUUAGUCGUCGAGGUGCGGACACCGAUAGCGUGAAGGACGAUUUGGAUCCAGCAAGUGCCACAAACUAAACGAAAACAUCACUACAGAGCAGAGACAACUGAAACUAAAAUGUGGGACGAGGACAGGUUGAAACGACGGCACUGUUCCAAAACCCUAGUGAGCUGCCUACAUAGACAGCUGCCUUCUAAGGGAGCAUCAUAACUUGUAAUGAUUGGUAAAGAUCUACACGAGUUUUGCAUUGGCAUGCUGCAGUAAAAUUACAAAGCACACAAAAUAUUUUGUGUUUUUUCAUUGGAAUCAACUAUUUUUUAGCUAUUCUUUUCUGUAUUGAGUAAAUUAUAUUCAGUUUUUUCACUCGAAAUGCAUUAUGGGAUUGCCUUCUCAAUGAAGGAUACAUGCGAUGCCGCCUUGGGUAUCUUAGUGCACUAAUUCAGAAAUUAUGUAAAAUACCGGUAAAUAAACUGAAACGUUUAAAAAUAUUAUAAACACUAUAAACAUGUAUUUUAUUUCCCGUCACUCCACAACCAAUCCUUUAAAUUUAACAGUAUUCAGAACAAAACAGGAAACAAAAAUAUAAACAUAAAACAAACAUAAAUUAUAGUGUGGCAUUCAUUAUAAACACCAAGCCUAAAUAAAUUUAAAGCGAAACAAACUACCAGCGACUACCAAACUUGACAUUAAAAAGUCACCAUGGAAUCAAAAUUGUUUUUUUAUGGAAUAUUGCCAUAUUUAUAAAAAAAAAAUGUAUGUGCCUCAUUAUCUUUAAUCAGAAUAACUUCCCCUCCCUCUUGCAGUGACAUCUCUUCUCCUCUUGAUAAUGAGGGCGGGGCAAACUGUCACUCACAUGAGAUCCACCAAUAGCAAACCACAACCAUCCAAUCAAUUCCCCACAGACAAAAUGAAGCCCCACCCUACAUUUGUUCUUGUUCUAGAAGCCGUUUCACUUGGAUAUGCGUCACAAUAGGGAAGAAAAACUAGCGCAACUUCCGUUUCAUGCUGUGUUUAAUAGCAUUAAAUAAGUCGCUUUUGAAUACAUGUUUCACGUUUUAAAAACGUGACAAUUUCUGAAAAUACGCUAGGCAGCUCACUAGGUUUUAGGACGCGGUCUUUGAAGUAAUAAUCGCAUCCAUUACAGGAAAACGUUUUUAUUUUCUUCUCAACUCACAAUAUACUUUAGUAAGGCUUUAUAGUAAAGUUGAAAUUAUGACUUAAAAAGUCAAAAUUAUGAGAUAAAAAUUCCAAACUAUGACAUACUAAGUUGAAAUUGACAAAAAGUCAAAAUGAAGACAAAAGUUUUGACUAUGACUUAGCAUGUCAAAAUUUUGACUCUUUAUCUCUUAAUUUUGAUUUUUUUUUUUAUCUCAUAAUUUUGAUUUUUGACUUUUUAUUUUCUUCUAAACUCACAAUAUAGGCUUUAUUCAUUAAUUUGUCUUCCAAAAGACUGUGUUUUUUGACCUGGUGGGUCUUGUUGACCGGUUAUCUACCUCAGAGUUUUGUUGUCCUCUGUUUUAAUUGGUCGGGCUAGCAGGUUCAGCCCGCCCCUCCAGACCAAACGGCCAGCUCAGGAGCUGUCCAUGUACACUUGAUUUCUUUCAGGUUUUUUGUUUUCAAAUACUUUGAUCCUUUUCUUCUUCUUCUUCUUCUUCUUCAAACGAAAAAGGUUUUUUUUAUUAUUGUUAUCGUUAUAAGGAAAGUUGAGCGUUUGUUUUAGUGUCGUUUAGCAUUCAGAUUCAUCGUUUCGAAAGCAAAAAAAAUGCUGCUUUUCAUCACAAGAUAUUCCAGUAGUCCAUAGGAAGUAGACAAGAAAGCGUGCGCGAGAGAGAGAGAGAGAGAGAGAGAGAGACAGAGAGCGAGUGAGAAACAGCGAUGCUGAAAGUUGCGGUUUUCCCGAGACAUCACUGUUGUAUGGAAGCCCGUUUCCAGCACAACAACAAAAAUCAUACUCAGGUUAAUCAUAAUUAUGGCAUAAAAAGUCAAAAUUAUGACUUAAAAACUCAAAAGUACAAGAUAAAACGUCAUAAUUAUGACACACAGUCAUAAUUUUGUGAUGAAAAGCUGGAAAUAAUACUUAAAAAGUUAAAAUUAUAGUCAAAAAUCAAUUGAGAUGAAAAGUGUAAAUGAAUACUUAAAAAGUCAUAAUUAUGAGAUAAAAAGUCAAAAUUGACACUUAAAUCAAUUUUGAGAUGAAAAGUUGAAAUUAAUAGUCAAAAUUAUGAGAUAGUCAAAAUUCACAUGUCGAAAUUGACUUAAGUCAAAAUGAGAUAAAAAGUCAAAUGAAAAACUGAAAUUAAUACGUAAAAAGUCAAAAUUAAGUAAAUUUUGAGAUGAAAAGUUGAAAUUGGGACAAGUCAUAAUUAUGAGAUCAGGGCCCAGUUUCACAGACAGGGCUUAGGCUAAGCCAGGAUUAAGCCUUAGUUCAAUUAGGAUAUUUAAGUAGCUUUUAUAAACAUAGAAAAAAACAUUACUGGUGUACAUCUUGAGACUAAACAAUGACUCUGACAUAUUUUAAGAUAUGUUAGUGCAAGUUACUUUCAGUUAAAACAGCUCAAACAUGCAUUUUAGUCUAGGACUAGCUUAAACCUUGUCUGUGAAACCGGGGGAAAAAAGUCAUAAUUAUUACACAAGUCGAAAUUAUAAUAUAGUCAAAAUUAUGACUCUAAGUCGUCAUUAUGAGAUCAAAAAAGUUUAAAUUAAUACUUAAAAAGCAAUUAUUAUGAGAUAAAAAGUCAAUUAUAACUUAAAAGCCAAAUUUAUGAGAUAAAAAUGUGAAAAUAUGACACGCUAAGUUGAAAUUGACAAUAAGUCAAAAUUAUGACAAAGGUUUUGACUCUUAGCAUGUCAUAAUUUUGACUUUUUUUCCCUCAUAAUUUUGACUUUUUAUGUCAUAAUUAUGACUGUAUAAAUUUCAACGUUUUAUGUCCAUUUUUUUACCUCAUACAUGAUUAUGACUUUGUAUGUCAUACAUUUGACUUUAUCUCAUGAUUAUGAUUUACCGAAGCAUGAUUUUGUUCUCAUGUGGCAGAAAUGUGCCUCCAUACUGUUGCUUUCAGACCGAGUCCAGACAGAGUUUUAACGGCGUAUCCGUGGUGCUCAGCUCACAGCCGAGUCCAUUCUUGACGUGCGUGCGUGCGUGCGUGUGUGUGUGUGUGUGGCAGCGAGUGUGUUUCUGUGGAGUUCUUGUGUGGCUCAUGCUGCUAGUAACAUCUGAAUCCGAAGUGCCAAUCUGUGUCUGGGUCAAAGAGUUGAAAAGAUUUGUUGUGCAGAGAGAAAUUGCUCAUGAAUAUGAAAAAUCAUGUACUAGACAGCCAUUAAGUUAUAUGAAAAAAAAAGUAAUAAUUUAUGAAGAGAGAAGUUUUGUACAGACUGUUUGAAAAAAUAAAAACAAUAAAAAGAUUUUCAUAGAGAUAUCUAUAUGAGAGUUGAUUUUGUAAUUUCUUUCUCUCUGUUUUACAUGUGCCACACGCUUGCCAGUGGUAUCUUGUAUGUUCGGUUUAUCAGAAACCUUCCUCUGUAUUUUUUCUUUUGUUUUCGGGAGUGUUUGUUGAAGCCAAAAAGCUUUUUUUUUUCUCCUCUUUUACCCUUUGUUUCCAGUAGAUUGUUAAUUAAGCUUUAUUUCUGUUCAUUUCUUUGAGAAUUUUUGAAUAAAAACACACAUUUUUGUUUUA